CAUUUUAGCGAAUCAACCGAAUUGCUUCACUGUCGAGGGCGAGGAAACUUGCCACCAAAUAUAAUCCACUGCUUUUAUUUGUCCGGUAAAAAGGGAAAUAAUAGUAUUGAUGCCUUAUUUCUAUUAUACUUCCAAAGAUAAACUGUCCGACUUUACCACGCUUCCUUUCAAAGCUCAAAAAUACCCGGAACAUUGAAGCUCGAAUACCCCGCCAAUUCUACAGUUUCGCAAACGCCGACCAAAGGCGCUCGCGGAUGUAUGUCUUCUCCUAGACAGUCGGCAGAAGUUUUAGAACCCCGAAAUGGAAUAUUACAGGAGCCUACAUCGGUGGUGAUCCCAAAAGAUGAGCCUGGCAUCCACGACGUUGAGCCAGCCUAUCCAACCAGUAAGGAUAUGAAGGACCAGGGUGUUGAAGAGGAGACAGUGUUGGCAGACAGAAGCGAGCCAGCAGUAGACAAUUUCCCUACGACAACGGAUAAUGCUUUGGAUUCACUGAAAGAUAAGGGGAAGGGAAAAAUUACAGAAGGAAACAAUAUGGACGAACUACGGACCGCCACCAACGAGCAAUCUAUACCAGACAUGGAAUCCUCUACUGCGACUUUGAAACCAAUAAUAACCGCUGCCCCGAAUGUUCCUAUGCAGAACAUGUCACCAAUUGACCAAACGUAUUUAGAUCCUACCCCGAAGACACCUGGCACCUCUCGACCUCCAUCAAGAUCUGCGUCGACUGCAGGAACACAUCAUCUUCACGCGGAGAGGUUGGAUAGAUCACCUACGAGAUCCGAUGCAGGGUUUGACGAAAAAACCACCGCGAGUGAGGACGAACGAGAGGGAGAUUCUAGAUCAGAAAUACAAAGCAUAAUGGAUCAAUUCGGAGAAGAUGGACAGGGCCCAGGGCAUGAGGAAGUUAUGUCUCCUCGUCUUGAGUUUGCUGGCCCGCUUCUUGGCAGUCCAGUACAACACCCGCCUCGCAAAUCGAGUCUGGAGCCUAUAAAUGCAUCCGUUCUAAGUCAGAGUAUGGGUGAUUUGCAAAUAUCAUCUGCUCCUUCACCAGGCCAUCGAACCAGGAACGAUUCUGACGUCGGCCCAGCUGUUCCACCUAAAGCAGACUCUAUACAUAGCUUUGGCAUAAUGCAGGAUGAUCGUUACUCCUCUGCAGAUACCCCAUUAUCCCCUGCCUUACAUCGACCCCCACCUCCCGAGCCAGAGCCUGAGCCGGACCUUCCUUUUGACUUCCAUCGAUUUUUGGAACAACUGAGGCAUAGGACAGCGGAUCCCGUAGCGAAAUUCUUACGGUCGUUCCUACAGGAGUUUGCAAAGAAACAGUGGAUGGUACACGAACAAGUUAAAAUAAUAAGCGAUUUCUUGUCUUUUAUCACGAAUAAAAUGGCUCAAUGCGAAGUAUGGCGUGAAGUCUCUGAUGCAGGGUUUGAUAAUGCGCGUGAGGGUAUGGAGAAAUUAGUUAUGAACAGGCUAUAUACACAAACAUUUUCUCCGGCAAUUCCUCCACCCCAGCCCAUUCCAGGCUCAAAGCCAAGAAGGCGGGGCGCUGAUCGACCCAUGGGUCCCGGUCGAAGAGGACAACACCAAGAAGAUGUCGAGAGAGAUGAAAUUCUUGCUCAGAAAGUUAGCAUUUAUGGUUGGGUGAAAGAGCAACAUUUAGAUAUACCACCAGUUGGCGAAAGCGGAAAACGUUUUCUGAUCUUGGCACAGCAAGGUAAGAUUAAGCGUCGUGUAAAGAUAAAUAUCAAUGCUAAUGGUGACAACAGAGAUAUUGAAGAUUAAAACCUACAGAGCACCACGGGACAAAAUAAUAUGUGUUCUCAACUGCUGCAAAGUGAUUUUUGGUAACUCUCCAUGCUCGCCUUUUAAUUGAUGUUCUUACUGAAUUUACCAGGGCUACUUAAGCAUUCGAAGACCGAUUCAUCGGCAGAUUCAUUUAUGCCUCUUUUGAUUUAUGUUGUCCUUCAAGCAAAUCCCGAGCAUCUCGUGUCAAAUGUUCAAUAUAUUCUUAGGUUUAGGAACCAGGAGAAGUUGGGAGGAGAGGCAGGAUAUUAUCUUUCGUCGUUGGUAUGUAACGUCAAGUCGUUUUUUUUGGGAUUGCACCACUAACGCCUAUGAAGAUGGGUGCAGUCCAAUUCAUCGAGAAUCUGGAUCGAACAAGUCUUACCAUAAGUGACGAAGACUUCGAACGGAAUGUCGAAGCGGCUGUAUCUGCUAUUGCCGAAAAGCAUCAAGCAGAGGUUGCUCCAAGCCCAGUCGAAAGCAGUCCACCUACACAACUUUCCGAGAAAUCACCUCCAAGCCAACAUUCUAUGGAAGGCGAAUCAUCAGGUCAUAGAAGGUCAACAUCGUCAAACGAAUAUGAAGCUGGGGAUGGUAUGGAUGAGAAAGCUGCUAUGAGCGGCCUCCUUCGUACUAUUCAAAAACCGCUUUCCUCUAUAGGUAGAAUGUUCUCGGACGAUCCCUCCCCUUACAGUGCGCCCGCGAGGACUCCCAAUCCUGGGAGUACACCAGGAAUGACUCCAUCCCCACGAGUGAGCAUGGAGGGCGCUCAACCCCCACAGCGCAGGCCUAGUGGGCGUGAAUCCAUCAGAAAUAGGAUGACAGCCGAGGAUGCAGCUGCCAGGCAAGCGAGUGCCGAGGCUGCAGAAGCACAACGCUUGCAACGUGCAGAGCACGAGAAUGUGGUAGAGACCCUUGCAGGGAUGUUUCCAGAUUUAGACAGGGAAAUCAUUAGCGAUGUAGUUACUCAAAAAGAGGGAAGGUAAGGAACAAUCCUUGAGGAAGAAAAAUCCUAAGCAUAUUAUACUAAUUGUGCACUUAGGGUUGGUCUAGCAGUCGAUGCAUGUCUUGCUCUGAGUUCUUGAACAGUAACCAGGCAUGGAAAACUUCAUUAUCAUAUUAUCACUUUUAAUAUCCACAGAUUUUAUGCAUUGAGCGGGUGGAAAUCAUAGCGUUGCGUGGUGGCAUUGGCGUUUUCCUCGUGUUGAAUCUUCUGGUAUAUCCCUAGCACGAGUCAGCUUCAGAAGAUCAGUAGCGAGAAAGUAGUAGAAGUUACGACGUGAUGUCUAAUAUAGUCGUAAUUACUCGUCCGAAAUAAUGGAAGAUGAUAUUAAAAGCUUU
This is a messenger RNA of Sclerotinia trifoliorum, 3126 nucleotides long. Lineage: Eukaryota; Fungi; Ascomycota; Leotiomycetes; Helotiales; Sclerotiniaceae. The record is from the annotation of a GenBank genome assembly.